AUGCUCGGACAGUCAAUCAGGGCUUCGCGCCAAACGCUCGCAAGAGCCGUCCUCAGGCAGAAUGCCGUCACCAUGCGCCGCACCUUCAUCACUCCCACCGCCGUGAGACAGGCCGACCUUGUCCAAGAUAUGUACCUCAAGGAACUCAAGGCCUACAAGCCACAGCCCCUCAAGGCCAACGAUGCCGAGGGUCAGGUCCAGAAGUUUGCCGUACCAAAGGCACCACAAUCCCCCGAAGAGGCCGACCUCCAGAACGACCUUUCCGCCUACGAGCAGCAGACACCAGAAGUUGAGGGCGGCGCCACAGGCUCUUCCGCGCCCGUCCAGGACUGGUUUGAUGAGACCAUCUUCGAGGAGGAGGAGCCAUCGAACCCAGCAGGCGCGAGCCACUAG
Fulvia fulva is the source of this 393-nucleotide messenger RNA. RefSeq lists its product as uncharacterized. Lineage: Eukaryota; Fungi; Ascomycota; Dothideomycetes; Mycosphaerellales; Mycosphaerellaceae. Gene Ontology annotation, biological process: proton motive force-driven ATP synthesis. Bases 1 to 393 code for a protein of 130 amino acids. The record is from RefSeq and is a predicted model, not a curated record. The transcript is spliced from 3 exons.